Messenger RNA from Coccinella septempunctata (seven-spotted ladybird), 1325 nucleotides. Its product is annotated as probable peptidyl-tRNA hydrolase 2. The record is from RefSeq and is a predicted model, not a curated record. Gene Ontology annotation, molecular function: peptidyl-tRNA hydrolase activity; protein binding. The coding region runs from base 129 to 722 and encodes 197 amino acids. Gene Ontology annotation, cellular component: cytosol; mitochondrion. The transcript has 4 exons. Lineage: Eukaryota; Metazoa; Arthropoda; Insecta; Coleoptera; Coccinellidae.
UUUAUGUGACAGUUCGAGGUCACAGCUGUCAAAUACAUGCAUUGAUCUAAUAAUACACCUUUAUUCAAAUCAAAUGCACUUAAUUUCAAUUUAAUACCUUACCCACACGUUCUUAUUUCGUUGCAGAAAUGAGUGAUUCAACCGAGAAGGAAUUCGAACCAAAUGAGGAAUUCUUAGAAAUCCUUAUAUCUAUGGGUCUUUCGAAAGAUAUCGCUACUGAAGCAUUAUUUUGUACUGGUAAUCAAUCCAUAGAUUCAGCCCUUAAUUUCAUAUUUAGCAAUGAUGAUGAUUCAUGUAGAACUGCAGUAUCCAGAGUUUCUGGAGAUAGGAUAGAAGACAAUGCUGUUGGCGACGUGAAUGAAGAUGAGGGUUACUAUAAGAUGACAUUUGUUGUUAAUACUGCCCUAAAAAUGGGUCUUGGUAAACUUAGUGCCCAAGUUGCUCAUGCCUGUCUAGGAUUGUAUAGAAAAAUGCUAUUAGAAGGGUUGAAGGACGCCUUGGAUGGCUGGGAAUUUGCAGGAGAGAAGAAAGUAGUACUGAAAGGCAUUGACCAUGUGCAUUUACAAGAACUUCAUGAGAAGGCUAAAAGUGCCAAUAUUCCAUGUUAUUUGAUAACAGAUGCUGGAAAGACUCAAAUUCCUCCAAAUUCUAUAACAGUUUUGAGUCUUUUUGGCUCAGAAGAUGAGGUUGAUAAAAUAACAGGAAAACUGGGUCUUCUUUAAAAACAAUAAUAAUUGUAAUGGAUUUUAUUCCAAAUAAGUCAUUAUGAUGCAAAGUUUUCAAAUUGUUGAUGUCUUUCUAGUCAAUUAUUUGGGGUGCUAUACAGGGAGAAUUGUUGUGUUUAAUUUUAUUUAUCUCAACUUGUUACUUAAAAUUCUUGAAAUUCUGAUUAUAUUGUCUAGUUUCUUUGGAAGUAUCUCUUAAAUUUGAAAUGACAAUAAUUACAUAUAUGUUGAUUAUAUGAAUUUCAGAUAUUUGUGGAUUAAAAUUUUUUUCAUAUUGUUAGGAUAGUUGUUGAAAAUUAUAUUUGAACUAUGGUUCUGUUGUCUAAUCACAGUUUGGAAGCUUUGUGAUCCUUAUACAAUUUGCAUUUACUGUUUUUUGCACUAUUUAAACAAGUUUUGAGUCUUAAAUUUAGGUAAAACUAACAUACAAGUUUCACUGAAAUAUUUCAGAUCAGGCCUAACUGUAAUUGACUUGAGUUUAUAUUUCAUAAGUUUUGACUUGUAACUAUACUCCAAUGGUAGUUUAAGCUGGCAUUGAUAAUUCGUAUUUAUUUUGUAUAGUAUUUAUUUGAAAUCAUGAAUAUAUAUUUGUUGCUUAUA